Molecule: messenger RNA, 595 nt
Organism: Photinus pyralis (common eastern firefly)
Lineage: Eukaryota; Metazoa; Arthropoda; Insecta; Coleoptera; Lampyridae
Exons: 2
Coding region: 20-595 (191 amino acids)
Cellular component (GO): nucleus
Molecular function (GO): DNA binding
Source: RefSeq, a predicted model, not a curated record
GCCGAAAAGGGAAUUAAGAAUGUUUAUACUGACAGCCGCUGGUGCUGAUGAAAAAGAAAAUUUGACGGUUUUGAUUACUGCAAAUGCUGCAGGUCAGCUUGCACCACCGAUGAUUGUGUAUAGGUACGCAAGAAUUCCCGCCAACAUAGCUCAUUCGGUACCACCUGGAUGGGCAAUGGGAAGGUCAGAAAAUGGCUGGAUGACGCAAGAAACGUUUUACGAAUAUAUGGCGAUUAUAUUCGAACCGUGGUUAACAUUGACCAAUAUAGCCAGACCAGUGGUUUUUUUCAUGGAUGGUCACACGUCACAUAUGUCUCUACCAUUGACUAAUUUUUGUUUAAAGCAUGAAAUAGAACUAGUGGCACUUUUUCCGAAUGCAACUCACCUUUUACAACCAACGGACGUGGCCGUAUUCCAUACGUUAAAAGCAACUUGGAAGCAAAAAGUAUCGGAAUGGAGAAUGGCCAAUGAUGGGAAACAAAUCGCUCCUGUGCUGAAGUCCGUUCUAGAUGAAUUGUUAGAUAAGACAAUCAGCAAUGGAUUUAAAGCAUGUGGUCUUAUGCCAUGGGAUUCAAAAGGGAAGUACCGAACCUGA